AUGACUACUGUUGAAAAGAUCAAGGCUAUAGAAGAUGAGAUGGCCAAAACUCAGAAGAACAAGGCUACCUCAUUCCAUUUGGGACAACUCAAAGCUAAAUUGGCCAAACUUAGAAGAGAGUUAUUAUCAGACAGUGCCUCUAGUGGUGGAGGUGGCGGUCAAGGAUUUGAUGUUGCACGAACUGGUGUGGCAACAGUGGGCUUCGUGGGAUUCCCCUCUGUCGGAAAGUCUACACUCUUGUCCAAACUUACAGGGACGCAUUCGGAAGCUGCUGCGUAUGAAUUUACAACGCUCACAACUGUCCCUGGUGUUAUCAAGUAUAAAGGUGCCAAAAUCCAAAUGUUGGAUUUGCCAGGUAUUAUUGAAGGGGCGAAGGAUGGCAAAGGUCGAGGAAAGCAGGUCAUCGCCGUUGCACGGUCGGUGAAUCUUUUAUUUUUGGUACUCGAUGUGAACAAACCAUUACAUCAUAAACAAAUCAUCGAGAAAGAGUUGGAAGGAGUUGGAAUAAGGAUCAACAAAGAACCCCCGAACAUUGUGAUCAAUAAAAAGGAAAAGGGUGGUAUCAAUAUUACAACUACGGCCCCUUUGACCCAUCUAGAUAACGAUGAGAUCAAAGCUGUGAUGGCUGAAUACAAGAUAAACUCUGCAAACAUUGCCUUCAGAUGUGAUGCCACCGUGGACGACCUUAUUGAUACCAUAGAGGCGAAAUCACGCAGGUAUAUCCCUGCCAUUUACGUCUUAAACAAGAUAGAUUCAUUCUCAAUCGAGGAGCUUGACUUGUUGUAUAAGAUCCCAAAUGCUGUACCUAUACUGUCCGGCAGUGGUUGGAAUUUGGAUGAUCUUCUUGAAAUGAUGUGGAAUCGUUUAAAGCUUGUGCGCGUCUACACGAAGCCGAAGGGAAAGCUUCCUGACUUUAAUGAGCCUGUCGUUUUGAGAAAUGAUCGGUGCAGCGUGGAGGACUUUUGUAACUCGAUCCACAAAUCAUUGGUUGAAGAUUUUAAAAAUGCUGUUGUUUACGCGUUGAGAAAAGAAUUCUACCAGAGCAUACCAACGCUUGAGUUCCUCAAAAUCAUUCACAGAAUGUCGUUAAGUUCUGCAGACUUGAAUGGCUUGAAUGAGCUUUUAGGGGGCUUGAUGUCGAUUCAAAACGACCCUCGAAGAGCGGCAGAGGAAACUUUGGAGACAAGUUGGAGAGGCCCAGACAGAGUGGGUGUUCUUCUUUUAUAUUUGGCUACGAAUGCUGCAAAUGGCUCAGAUGAUACCGUUCGCUCUUUCUGUGCAAUUUUAUUCCGUCGUAUGGCUAUUCGCUCUCCAAAAGAUCUUGGAAGUGUGAUAGAUCGAACUAUAGGUGAAAUCGAUGAAUCUGUGAAGACGCAAAUAAGAGAAGUGCUUUUGAAGGGGUUUGUUUCACAACAGUCGGGAGCAGUAAGACGAAAGCUUGCAGAUGCUAUUGCUGAAGUCGCCCGUGAAGAUGCUUCACCUAGAGGAACCUGGCCCGAUCUAAUCCCAAACUUGUUCGACUGUGCGAGCAGUCAAGAGUCGAGUCUUCGAGAGUGCGCUUUUCGUGUAUUAUCUAGCUGCCCUGAGAUGAUUGAGGCAAAUUACGUUGACAGAAUUUUGCUUCUAUUUGAAGCUGGGUUUGAAGAUGGUGACGAUGAUGUCAGGAUCGCCGCUUGCACAGCAUUUGUUUCUUUUUUUAGAGAAUCCCCAAGAAACGUGUGGCUGGUGAUGAGUCCAUUGCUACCAAGUUUGUUGAACUCUUUACCAAGGUUCCUCGAGAAUGCCCAUGAUGAGGCACUUGCAAAUGUGUUGGAAAGUCUUGUUGAACUCGCGGAGAUGGCACCCAGAAUGUUCAAGGAUAUGUUUUCAACGAUCAUUGAAUUUUGCUCGACGGUGUGCAAGAAUAGAGAUUUGGAAGUGAAUGCAAGGCUUGGAGCUUUGGAACUCUUGACGACCUUCGCCGAAGUCUCACCUGCGAUGUGUAAGCUGACUUCAAGUUAUGCAAGUACAAUGGUUUUGAUAAAUCUAUCUCUCUUGACUGAAGUUAGCAUUGAUGAUGAAGAUGCAGCGGAGUGGAAUAACAAUGACAAUACGGAGGAUGAUGAAGAUGAACCCGAAUAUGAGGCAGCUAGACAAUCACUUGAUAGAAUUUCCUUAAGACUUGGGGGACAAGCGAUUGCAACUCAUUUGUUUCUGUUUGUGCCCUCCAUGUGUCAGUCUACAAGCUGGAGAGAAUGCUUCGCAGCUCUCAUGGCAUUGUCCGCGUGUGCUGAAGGCUGUGCGGACCUACUCAUUGCUGAAAUACCAAAGAUCUUAGAUCUAGUGUUACCAUGCAUCGAUCAUCCACAUUCAAGAGUUCAGUUUGCUUGCUGCAACGCUUUGGGCCAAAUUUCAACUGAUUUUGCUGGCGUAAUCCAACGAACUUCUGGAGAUAGAAUCCUUCCUGCUUUGAUUUCGAAACUCACAGAUAAAUCUGUUUUCAAAGUCCAAAAACAUGCCGCUGCUGCCUUAGUCAACUUCUGCGAGGCAGCAUCAAAUGACGUUUUGGAUCCAUUCUUGGAUAGUUUGUUGAAUAACUUAUUGGCGCUUUUGCAAUCACCAAAACGAUACGUUCAGGAGCAAGUUUUGACCACUAUCGCAAUAAUUGCAGAUGCGGCACAGAAAAAAUUCAUCAAGUAUCACGACACUCUCCUCCCCUUGUUAGUUAACUUCCUAAAGAGCGAUUUAGGCGAGGAAUACCGUUUACUAAAAGCUAAAUGUGUCGAGUGUGCUACACUUAUAUCUAGCGCUGUGGGCAAAGAAAUAUUCAGUCAACAUAGUGACAACUUGAUUGACAUCAUGAUUGUUCUUCAGGAGACAUGCACAGAUGUGGAUGAUCCACUCAAGUCAUUCUUGGAGCAAGGGUGGGGCAGAAUCUGUAAACUUAUCGGGAAAGAUUUUGUCAAGUACUUGCCUCUUGUUUUACCGCCUCUACUCCAGACUGCCAAAGCCGCGCAAGAUGUCUCAUUUUUGGAGGAAGAUGAAGCUGAAGAAUUCAACAACAGUGAGGAGUGGGAUGUCAUCAAUUUAUCCGGGAAGUUAAUUGCGGUGCACACUGCCGCUCUUGACGAUAAGGUUACGGCCUUGGACUUGCUUCGUAUCUACACUGUCCAGUUGAGGGAGGACUUUUUCCCCUGGGUUGGAGAGAUCGCACAAGAGAUCGCUUUACCGGCUUUGGACUUCUAUCUUCAUGAUGGAGUUAGAGCAUCGUCUUCCUUACUUCUUGCGUCGCUUUUUAAGAGCGUCGUAUACGCUACUGGUGCUCGAUCUCAAGAGACUUCAAGUAUGUGGGCACAAAUCUGUGUAAAAUUGAGCGAAGUUUUGAGAACGGAACCUGUCCCUGAGCUUCUCAUGGCGUAUUACACGUCUCUUGUGGAGUGUAUGGAAACGUUGGAUCCUGAAAUAUUGACUACUGCGCACCUUGAUUUCCUCGCUGAAGCUGUUCAUGCGAACCUCACUGAAAUCUAUGAAAGAAUUAAAAAUAGAGACGGCGAAGGCGAUCAAUUUACUGAGGAUGUGGAUGAUAGCGAGGAGGAAAUCACUGACGAGGAACUCCUCGACGAGCUUAAUCGGGUAAUUACAUGCUUGUUUAAAAUUGGGGGUACGAAGUUUGCUCCCUUUUAUGAGAAGCUUUUGGCUCCACUUGUGUCAAGUUUUAUUGUGGAUGAGAAUUCUUCUAUAAAAUUAUGUGGCUUGAGUGUUGUCUGCGAUAUUUUCAAAUACUAUUCGGAAUAUCCUGAUCUGUCAAACUACCUCAAGUAUAUAAUUACGGAAGGCUUGACCUCCCCCCAGGCUGAGAUCAGGCAAGGGUCAGCGCACGCAAUCGCAUUAGCUGCUCAGCAUGAAGGUUCUUUGUAUCCUUCAUUGUGUUUGGAGAGUCUACCAAUUCUCUUUCAAGUGGCCACUUUUCCUGAUGCGAAGGCGGAUGAGAACCUACCAGCGACUGAAAAUUGUGUAUACGCGAUUGCAAAGGUUUGCCAGGCUCAUGGUGCUGCUAUAGGCGAGUUUGAUCACGUCAUUUCACAGUGGUUGGCGCUAUUGCCCGUACUUUACGAUGAAGAAGCAGCCUCUUCUUGUUUUUCGUUCUUAUCGAUUCUCAUGCAGAAUGAGCAUCCUGCGGUUAAGGCACAAUCUCUGAAGGUGGUCGAAGCAAUUCUCCUUGCACUCUCUCAUAAAGCAAUACGCGGUAACACCGCCGAAGCAAUCAUCCAAGCUACAAGAGUGUUUUUGGGGAAAAUGCCACAUGAUGAUGCUGUUAAGAUUCUUCGAAAUUUCGCUGAUCAAGAAGUUAUCUCUAAGUACUUCACUGACUAG
Candidozyma pseudohaemuli is the source of this 4353-nucleotide messenger RNA. RefSeq lists its product as uncharacterized. Gene Ontology annotation, biological process: intracellular protein transport; cytoplasmic translation. The coding region runs from base 1 to 4353 and encodes 1450 amino acids. NCBI's taxonomy places the organism in Eukaryota, Fungi, Ascomycota, Pichiomycetes, Serinales, Metschnikowiaceae. The record is from RefSeq and is a predicted model, not a curated record. Gene Ontology annotation, cellular component: cytoplasm. The transcript has 2 exons. Gene Ontology annotation, molecular function: GTPase activity; GTP binding; small GTPase binding.